This is a messenger RNA of Cercocebus atys (sooty mangabey), 2054 nucleotides long. RefSeq names its product ankyrin repeat domain 42 (gene ANKRD42). Gene Ontology annotation, molecular function: protein binding; structural constituent of ribosome. Gene Ontology annotation, biological process: translation. The record is from RefSeq and is a predicted model, not a curated record. Gene Ontology annotation, cellular component: ribosome. Lineage: Eukaryota; Metazoa; Chordata; Mammalia; Primates; Cercopithecidae.
UUCCACGGCGACGGCCUUGCUGCCUCUCCAGCCAAGUGACUGGAGUCGGGAGGCUGGAAAGCAGCUCCGAGAAAGUACCAGCCGAAGGCGGCCGCCGCCACAGCGACUCUCAGGGAGUAGCAGACGAAGACGGCGGCCGCCGCACUAGCCACCACGUGUGGAGGAUAAACGGCCUACACGGCCAUUCCAGCGCCGAGUCAAGGGAAAGAGUUAGCGACGACGGGGAAAGAAAACGUGAAGAGGGUGACCGCCGCUCCAGGGUCGCUGCGGGAAGCCUAAGUGGAGACGCCGGCUUGUCCCGCAGUGACUUGAGAAGGGUCAGUGAAAACCUCGGCCACUGCCGCAGCGUCUCUGGGGAGAGAGUUAGGGGGGAUAGUGGCUGCAGUCACAGAAGCUCUUGGGAGAGAGUUAGGGGAGACCGCAGCUUCUGCAGCAGCGACGUGAAUUUUAGUGAAGUUGGAGGCCACCAAACUGCCGACUCCAGGGGAACUACCAGAGAAGACCGAGGCCUCCGCCUAAGUGAUACUUGGGAGGGAGUCAGUGACGUCCGGGACCCGCGAACUAGUGACUUCGGGUAUAGAGUCAGUGACGAUCGCAGUCGCCGCCUCAGUGGCUCCUGGGAGGGAGGGAGUGUCGAUGGCGGCCACAGCCUCGGUAGUUCUUGGGAGGGAGUAAGUGAAGACUGCGGCUACGCAGCCAGCGACUCCUCCGGUGUGAGCGGCAGUGAAGACGCCAGCUGCCGCCUCAGUGGCGUUUGGGAGAGAGAAAGUGAAGACGAAGGUUUCUGCUGCAGCUUCUGGGAGAGAGCAAGAGAGGACCUUGGGCCCUGUCCUAGUGACGACGGAGAAGAGGGCCGCUGCCCCUGCCGUGGCUCGUGGGUGAGAGCAAGUGAAGACCGCGGCAGCAUCAGGGGCCUGGACUCAACUACUCCCCAGAGUCGGAGGUGUUGCAUCAUGCCCGGGGUGGCUAAUUCAGGCCCCUCCACUUCCUCUAGGGAGACUGCAAACCCCUGUUCCAGGAAGAAGGUGCAUUUUGGCAGCAUACAUGACGCAGUACGAGCUGGAGAUGUAAAGCAGCUUUCAGAAAUAGUGGAACAUGGAGCCAGCAUUAAUGAAGUUGAUGUUCUCCAUAAGUUUACCCCUUUACAUUGGGCAGCACAUUCUGGAAGUUUGGAGUGUCUUCAUUGGCUGCUCUGGCAUGGAGCUGAUAUCACACACGUAACAACGAGAGGUUGGGCAGCAUCUCACAUAGCUGCAAUCAGGGGUCAGGAUGCUUGUGUACAGGCUCUUAUAAUGAAUGGAGCAAAUCUGACAGCCCAGGAUGACCGGGGAUGCACUCCUUUACAUCUUGCUGCAACUCACGGGCAUUCUUUUACUUUACAAAUAAUGCUCCGAAGUGGAGUGGAUCCCAGUGUGACCGAUAAGAGAGAAUGGAGACCUGUACAUUAUGCAGCUUUUCAUGGACGGCUUGGCUGCUUGCAACUUCUUGUUAAAUGGGGUUGUAGCAUAGAAGAUGUGGACUACAAUGGAAACCUUCCAGGUGGCAGCCAUCUCCUCCUCGGCAUCAUGGCCACCCUUAGACCCCUUGUAAAGCCCAAGAUCGUCAAAAAGAGAACUAAGAAGUUCAUCUGGCACCAGACUGACCGAUAUGUCAGAAUUAAGUGUAACUGGCAGAAACUCAGAGGUAUAGACAACAGGGUUCAUAGAAGGUUCAAGGGUCGAUCUUGAUGCCCCAACAUUGGUUGUGGGAGCAACAAAAAAACAAAGCACAUCCUGCCCAGUGGCUUCUGGAAGUUCCUGGUCCACAACGUCAAGGAGCUGGAAGUGCUGCUGAUGUACAACAAAUCUCACUGUACUGAUGUUUCCUCCAAGAACCGCAAAGCCAUCGUGGAAUGGGCUGCCCAGCUGGCCAUCAUAGUCACCAACCCCAAUGCCAGGCUGCGCAGUGAAGAAAAUGAGUAGCUACCUCAUGGGCAUGCUUUAUGUUUAAAUAAAACUGUAAAAACUGCAAAGAAAACCCAAAACACCAAAAACCAAAAAAAAAAUUCUUUUGUG